Ascochyta rabiei is the source of this 1698-nucleotide messenger RNA. RefSeq lists its product as uncharacterized. NCBI's taxonomy places the organism in Eukaryota, Fungi, Ascomycota, Dothideomycetes, Pleosporales, Didymellaceae. The coding region runs from base 1 to 1698 and encodes 565 amino acids. The transcript has a single exon. The record is from RefSeq and is a predicted model, not a curated record.
AUGGCCGUCCGUUUGGGCCAGACGCGAGACGGCGCCUCACGGCUGCUGAAGACGGUCGGUGGGAAGCCGCAUGCCACCGGCCAGGAUCACGAGCACGCACACCACAACCAAGACACGCCCCAGGACCGGCCGAGGCUCCACGAAUGCGCCGAGCUGGACCUGACCAGAGAGCCCCAGUCUUCUGGCGACGAGCGCCUGCGGACCCCACCCAAGCCCUCGAGACCCGCGCCCACCGAGGACGCCCUGCGACAGCCCUCGAGCUCCACACGCAAGCGAAAAGCAGAGCCUCCGUCGUCACGAUCAGGGCCAGGGCCAGAACCAGGGCUGAGAAAGCCACCCCGGACGAAGCCUCGCAGCGCUGCAGCCCAGGGUGCGGCCCUUCGAGUGCCCAAGAUCGGCCAGUUCGAGCAGAGUCGCGCAGCCAAGGUGCGACUGGGGGGAGACAAAGAGGACACCGCAGCCUCGGCACAGCAUGUCUGGGGCUUUGGCAUGUCGAGCCAACCCGAGCAGAAGGGGCCAAAGGUCACCUUUGGCCGCGCAAGCAAGACGAAGAACAUACACGCAGCCCCGCUGCCCACGAAGAAGAGGACCAACGACCCCACAAACUACGGGUCGCAGUCCAACAAGAAGACCCUCGCACUCGAGCCCGAAGGCAGCGAGCCCGACCUCUCCACCAUGGGCGACGACGAGCUCCACCACCUUGGCAUAAGCGCCGGCAUGGAACACGCAAAGCCAGAAGAGCCAGGCGACCCAGAGCUGCGCACGGUGGCGCCAGGGAAGAAGAGAAGAAAAGCUCCUCGUACCGACGCUGAUGCUGCUGACUCGUCAGCAAUGAACAAGGCAGAACUCGACCGUCUUCUGAGACCGACACGGCCCGACCAUCUUGACCUGACAUCAGACACGCCAGACUCGUGUCUGCCCGACUCGAGCGCCCCCCAGCAAGAAAUGGACCACAUCGACUCCUACAUGCGCGAACUGCCCGCUCCAGCAGAGGAGGGCACCGAAUGCGCCAUCUGCAACGAACCCGUCACCCAGCAGGACUACUGGCACUUCUGGAAGGGACGAAAGAAGACGGUCAAGAACCAAGCCGCGUUUUGCCAUGGGCACAAGAAAGCCACCGCGCAGAGAGAAUACGACGCCGAACGUCUCCCGCUCAUCCAGUGGGACGAGCUGCCCAAACGGAUCAAGAAACACCGCAUGUCGCUGCACGGCAUCCUCACCGGCGACGUCGCCAGCACCUACCGCGCGCGCUACGAGCCCCUCGCCCUGACGGGCAAAGCCGCCGCCGUACCCUCGAAGCGCGCCGACCUGUCCCCCUCCAAGCAAGCUCAACUCGCCUCGUACGCCCUCGACGACAACGCAGUCUACCCGGGCUACUACGGCCCGCGCGGCCGCCGCCUCAUCACCGAAUCCGUCAUGGCUCUCCUGAGCAAACCAAUCCAGCGGUGCAGCGACCCCGUCGUGCAGGCCUCGGGCCCCGCUACUUUUGUCCAGGCCGUCCUGGUCCCCGAGGUGGCCAUUCGACUCAUCAUGGAGGACUGCCGCUGCGACUGGGACGCCGCCGAGGAGCGCAGAGAGCGCACGUUUGACAUGGGCCUCCUGCUCAACGAGGAGAUUGAGGACCAUGUCGACGUGCCCGAGACGCUGGGAGACGAGAGUGAGGGGGAGGAGGAGGAGGAGAAUGACCAUCAUCAUUGA